Molecule: messenger RNA, 2681 nt
Organism: Oryzias melastigma (Indian medaka)
Lineage: Eukaryota; Metazoa; Chordata; Actinopteri; Beloniformes; Adrianichthyidae
Gene: glud1b
Product: glutamate dehydrogenase 1b
Exons: 13
Coding region: 209-1837 (542 amino acids)
Biological process (GO): L-glutamate catabolic process
Cellular component (GO): mitochondrion
Molecular function (GO): L-glutamate dehydrogenase (NAD+) activity
Source: RefSeq, a predicted model, not a curated record
CCUCUUCCGCGUGCGUCCUCCCUCGCGGAGAUCCUGGUGCUCCCUGGCUCGUGCUCCUUUUAAAGCAAACUGGCACAGAGUGACAUUUCCCACUCGGCCAGAAGACGGGACACGGUGAGGAGCUGCUGUGUCUCUCAUUCUACCCCCUCCGUGUAGUUUAGUUCUUUUCUAUUUUUCUCGUUUACAUCGUUAGCUUCUUGUUUUAGUCAUGUAUCGGUAUUUUGGGGAACUGUUGAGCCGCUCUGCGGGCAGUGCCCUGGCCUCGGGAUGCGUGGACUCCGCUCUCCCCGUGUCGUCGUCUCUGAUGCGGGUCCGUCGCUAUGCCGAUGCGGCCAACGAGCCCGACGACCCCAACUUCUUCAGGAUGGUCGAGGGCUUCUUUGACCGCGGCGCCACCAUCGUCGAGGACAAACUGGUGGAGGACCUGAAGACCAGGGAAACCCCCGAGCAGAAGAGACAUCGCGUGCGGGGCAUCCUGCGCAUCAUCAAGCCAUGCAACCACGUCCUGAGCGUGUCGUUCCCGAUCAAGAGGGACAACGGAGAGUGGGAGGUGGUGGAGGGGUACCGCGCUCAACACAGCCAGCACAGAACACCCUGCAAAGGGGGUAUCCGCUACAGUACAGACGUGUCUGUGGAUGAGGUGAAAGCCUUGGCCUCUCUGAUGACCUACAAGUGUGCUGUUGUUGAUGUGCCAUUUGGUGGAGCCAAAGCUGGAGUUAAAAUCAACCCCAAGAAUUAUUCCGACAAUGAGCUGGAAAAAAUCACCAGGAGAUUCACUAUUGAGCUGGCCAAAAAGGGUUUCAUCGGACCUGGCAUCGACGUCCCUGCACCGGACAUGAGCACCGGCGAGAGGGAGAUGUCCUGGAUCGCCGACACAUACGCCAACACCAUUGCACACACCGAUAUUAACGCCCACGCAUGUGUGACCGGAAAGCCCAUCAGCCAGGGUGGAAUCCACGGACGCAUCUCGGCCACCGGUCGUGGAGUCUUCCACGGCAUCGAGAACUUCAUCAACGAGGCGUCCUACAUGAGCAUGCUGGGAUUAACUCCCGGCUUCCAAGACAAGACCUUUGUCAUUCAGGGCUUUGGUAACGUGGGUCUUCACUCCAUGAGGUACCUUCACAGGUUUGGUGCCAAAUGCGUCGGUAUCGGCGAGAUCGACGGAGCCAUCUACAACCCAGACGGCAUCGACCCCAAACAGCUGGAGGACUACAAACUGCAACAUGGCACCAUCGUGGGUUUCCCGGGAGCCAAACCCUACGAAGGGAACAUUCUGGAGGCCGACUGCCACAUCCUGAUCCCUGCUGCUGGAGAGAAGCAGCUCACGCGCAACAACGCCGGCAGGAUCAAGGCUAAGAUCAUUGCUGAGGGUGCUAACGGUCCCACCACCCCGGGUGCUGACAAGAUCUUCCUGGAGAAUAAUGUCAUGGUUAUUCCUGACAUGUACCUGAACGCCGGCGGUGUGACGGUGUCCUACUUUGAAUGGCUGAAGAAUCUCAACCAUGUCAGUUAUGGAAGGCUGACCUUCAAAUAUGAGAGGGACUCAAACUACCACCUUCUCAUGUCCGUCCAGGAAAGCUUAGAAAGAAAAUUUGGGAAGCAGGGAGGACCCAUCCCCAUCGUACCCACCGCUGAUUUCCAGGCCCGAGUUGCUGGUGCCUCUGAGAAGGACAUUGUACACUCUGGGUUGGCCUACACAAUGGAGCGAUCUGCACGACAAAUCAUGCGCACAGCCAGCAAGUACAACCUGGGUCUGGACCUGCGGACGGCGGCGUACGUCAACGCCAUCGAGAAGGUCUUCAAAGUCUACAACGAGGCGGGGCUUACCUUCACAUAGAUGUCUCAUCCAGACCUGCACUGCUUCACCCUUCCUCCUUACCCUCCAGCUACACCCCCUCCUCAUUGCCCUGCUUCCCUCCACAUUGUAAACCAGCCCUCAGAACAUAUCACUGUUUACCGCUGCUCAUAGGCUCAGUAGCCGGCCUGGUGUUUAUUCUGUAAUCGUUGUGCUACCAUUAUGUUUCCGCACCUCGUCGAGGUAGUCACUUCUGCCUGAAGCAGGGAAAGUCCAGGACAUUUGUCCCGCCCCCUCCAGCCGUCAGUCAAAUGUUUCUGAUAUUGUGGAAUAGCCAUGUUCUCUGCAUUCUUCCUGUUUGCAGGGCGCAUGUGUGACCUUCUCGUUGCAGUUGUUUAUGUUGACACCACUACAGUUGCCUUAUUGCAGAAAGAAGUCUACUUUAAAUGAAAAGAUAAAAGGCCACUUUAAUCUAAACUAAUUUAAAGAAGUUUAGACGUAACUUAAUAUUAAAAAAUAGAUAGGAACUUUAGUUUGUCCUCUAUCUUGGUGUCAAGUUCAGCAGUGGAGUUUCAAACUUUUAGGACUCCUAUUUUCUUCCGUGUUUUUACUGUACUGUGGGUGGAUGUGGGUGGAUGCUCUCCUUCUUCCCUACGUUUUCCUUCUUUUUAUCUUUCCCAUUAGCUUCCGCGCAGCUUCUCCCUAACUGCUCUACUGGCUGAGAAAGAGGAGCAGAGAUGGGCGCAAGGUCACACUGUGAUCCCCCCUCCCCUGUUUUCUUCUAUCCGUCCUGUUAUUCAGCUUCAAAUGUUCUUUUGGAGGAAAAUAUAUAUUUUUUUUUUCUUAAUUUUGUUUUGGAAAACCAAUAAACUGUUCAAAAACUGCA